GAGGAUGCUUUAGACCAAGAGAUUGAGGUCAGCUUGGCAACUAGUGAAAUUCUGUCUCUAUUAAAAAAAAUGAAGAAAUCUAUCUGGGCAUGGUGGUACAUAUCUAUAGUCCUACCUACUCUGGAGGCUGAAGUGAGAGGAUCACUUGAGCCCAGGGGUUGAAAGCUGCAGUGAGCUAUGCUUGCACCGCUGUGCUCCAGCCUGGGUGACAGAGUGAGAUCCUGUCUCUAAAAGGAAAUUAGCAUUCUGUGGUUCCAUUAAGCUAAUCCCCUUCUUCCGUCUUCUAUAGGGUUUCUUACCUGCCUCUAGAGAUAUGAACCCCCUUUGGUGUAGUUAGUGGAGCAGGAAACAUUAGAGGCAAAAAGGUUGUGAGUUUUUUGUGGUUAUUCCCAGGAAGGUGAAAAUAUUACUCUUCCCUAAGUUGUCAGGGUUUUCUCCCUUAUUCUUCACAUAAGUAAGUAUGUACCUGUGUUUAUUUUUCUGUUCACUUAUUAGCCAGUUGAUUCUUCUUUUUACAUAUUUGUUUACAUACUCAUAUAUGUGUUAGUAGGUAUGCUUGUGUCUGUUAGACAUAACCAGGCAAUCCUUAAUGUAUUAUCAGAUUGCAUUUUAACAUUUGUUAGGUUGACCAUUUGAGACUUUACAUUUUUCUAUAGAAACUUUGUGAAAUAUGGUUAUUAGGUUUUUACUACCCCAUAGAAUACUAUUUAGCUCAUAAUAAGUGUAUUAUGUCAGUGGAAGAUACAGCUGAGGCUCCAGUUAGAGUUAAGUUGCUGUGAAUUAAUUUGGCAAUAAGAAAAUUGGUUUUUCCUUUUUCUAUAAUUCAAGAGCUUAUUUCCUGUACCUUUCCCUAUUGUCUUAGCAGCUAAAUGGAGUCCUCCUUUUCCCACUCCCACUCUGUGGCAGUAAUAGUAAGAGGGAUCUCCCAUUGUGGGAGUUCCCAUUGUGCUUUCUAUCAGUAAUUAUAAUUAGGAGUGAGGCCAGGUUCUGGGUAGGUGAAGAUGAAUGACAUAUACAUAAGUGGCGAUCAUUCUUUAGUAAGCUCUUUGUUCAGUUAUAUACAGACAGUUCUUUACAUACAUAUUACCUUUUUUUAAAUUAUAAAGAUACGGCAUGUUACAGCGGAGAAAGUAUUAGUAUUUUGUUUAAGUCAUUUAAUCUCUCUGGGUCUUGGCUCCUUACGCAAAACGUCAAGGGUUAGACUAAAUGAUCUUUAAGUCCCUUCCAGCUAUAAAAUUAUGCCAUUCUCUACUUUGGGUGAAUCUAAAGUUGAACAAAGACAAUAUAAAUAGUGUGAAAUUAUUCAUGCUACCGUGUCCCUGUGUUUACAUAGAUGAUCAAGAGUUUACAAAAUACUGAUUUUCUUUUAAUGAAAUACUAGAUUACCAUUGUAAUUCCAAAAUUCAAAAUUGUUCUCUUGUAAUAUUUUGAUGUAUAGGUAAAUAUAUGCAGAUUUAGACAUGCAGCAGAGCUGGUUUCUAGUUUCUUUGUGUUGAAUUAAUAUAAAUGGAGUGUUUGCAACCAAGUAAGUAAAGGAGACUUAGCCCUGGAUUGUUUUAUUUUAUUUUAGUACUGGAUAGUAAAUGGUUUGAGUCUUUUUGUUUUCCUGGCAGGGGUGAUUGGGAUGUUUGAGAUGAGUCAGUUAAAGGGUAAUUGCUGUUGAUUGCAGAAUAAAAGAAGGAAGAAAUCAGUGACAGCUCUUUUUGCAGAUAGCAUAAAUCCUUGGACAAGAAACGGGAAGAACAUUUUCUGAACAAUAAUAUACCUGUAGAUAAUUUAUUGUAACCAGAUCAGCAAAGCUUUAUUACUCUGGGUCAUAUACCAGGGUAGAAAAAUAGAAGCUGUGUGUUCCAGUAUUCAUGGUGAUGAGAUUUAUCUGUUUUUAUUCCCCCUUUUUUGGUGAGGGGCAAUGGGAAAGACCACCGAAUGUCUAAAAUUUUUAUUAAGCAAGUUCAUAUUAUGCACUGUGUUAUUCAGUCACAUUUCCUUAUAAAAAUCCAUAAGGAAAAUUAAGUUAUCUAUAUUACCAGUACCUGAUGAUAUACUGCGUAUUUCUUUCUAGUCUUUUUUGCUUGGCUGCUAAAAUAUUUCUUUUGUUUUAAAGAGUACUGGAAACUAUAUAACUUUUUGUAUUCUGUCUUUACUUAAUAUUCAUUCAUGGUCUUUCUCAAAAAUUUUAACCAUUCUUUGAAAACAUGAGUUUUGGAGAACGAUCCAAGAUGGCCGAUCGCUAACAUCCCGGGAUUGCAGCUCUCAGGGAAGGCGCGGAGAACUAGAGGACGCCACACUUUCAGACAGUCUGGUCGCUCACGGAGCAGAAGAUCCCCCAGUGGUGGAAACACACGGGUCGCCAGCGCGACUCUCGUGGUCGGCGCAGCGGUUCCGCCGGCACCUCGGCGCGGCAGCUCUCGGAGCAGAGUAAACGGGACCGCUUCCCCUUCUGACCGAGGUUUGGAGCCCCGGGAAGGCAGAGUCGCCUACUACGGAAACAAGAAGGAAGCCCGACAGGAGAAUCCUGGGCAGAAAAGCACCAUCAGUUUUAACGCCGUUGCUCUGGCCCUGGGAACUAACAACCUGGACGUCCACUCAAGAGACCUAAUCUGAAAGUUGGUAAUCUCAAAGACGAGAGGAGGAAUAAAUUUACAAUGACGGGAAGAAACCAGCGUAAAAAGCUGAGAAUACUCAAAGUCAGAACGCCUCUCCCUCUAAAGAUGAUCACAGUUCCACAUCAACCAUGGAACAAGGCUUGAUGGAGAACGAGCGCCUCCUGAUGACAGAAUCACUCUUCAAGGAAUGGAUAAUAACAAACUUCGCAGAUCUGCAGAAUUCUGAAUGCCCAUAUGGACUCUCCACCGUGGAUUGAUCAGAAUUCAGAAUACUUGCCCUCUGCUUUGCGUGUUAUUCCUGAUCCAGAGCUCAUUCGGUUCACCUUCUCCAAAGGAAAAUUAUCUCCACGACUUGAGUAGGGAGAAUUGCCCAGAUGAGUAGAGAGGGUCAACAGCUGUGUGAAGAGUGAUGAGCAUGUCCUGGAGGAGCUGGAAACAGAAGGGGAGAGACAGCUGAAAAGCCUCCUUCAGCAUCAACUUGAUACUUCUGUCUCUAUUGAAGAAUGUAUGUCUAAGAAAGAGAGCUUUGCUCCUGGUACUAUUUACAAGCCCUUUGGGAAGGAAGCAGCUGGGACUAUGACUUUGUCCCAGUUCCAGACACUGCACGAGAAGGACCAGGAAACUGCUUCUCUCAGGGAGUUAGGGCUUAAUGAAACAGAAAUCUUGACCUGGAAGAGCCAUGUUACAGGUGAAAAGAAAACAAGACUGAGGGCAACUCCUGAAGCAAUACAGAACCGUCUUCAAGAUAUUGAAGAAAGGAUCGCGGAGCGUCAGCGCAUUCUUUGCCUGCCACAGAGAUUUGCAAAGAGCAAACAGCUGACCCGGCGGGAAAUGGAAAUAGAAAAGUCUUUAUUUCAGGGAGCUGAUCGUCACUCCUUCCUUAAGGCUCUUUAUUACCAAGCAUACCACAAAAAGACAAAUGCAGACAAGUACAUGACCUCAAUGAAGAGGAAGAUAAAAUUAGGCACAAAAGAUGAACCCCAAAAGAAGAACAAAGGUGAUCCCAUGAACAACCUGGAAAGUUUUUACCAAGAGAUGAUAAUGAAAAAACGUCUUGAAGAGUUCCAACUUAUGAGAGGUGAACCCUUUCCUUCCCACUCACUGGUCUCAGCUCCAUCAGUGGGUGAUAGUGGCACAGCUGAGAACCCAUCAUUACUCGAGGACAAGGGAAAACAGGCAGCACAGGGUAAAGGUCCCAGUCUCCAUGUGGCAAAAGUUAUUGAUUUUUCACCUGAGCAGUGUUGGACUGGGCCUAAGAAGCUGACGCAGCCAAUAGAAUUUGUCCCAGAAGAUGAAAUCCAGAGAAAUCGUUUGUCAGAGGAAGAGAUCCGAAAAAUUCCUAUGUUUUCUUCAUAUAAUCCAGGGGAACCAAACAAGGUGUUAUACCUGAAGAACCUUAGCCCUCGAGUGACUGAAAGAGAUCUUGUGUCAUUGUUCGCUCGGUUCCAGGAGAAAAAAGGACCUGCAAUUCAAUUCCGAAUGAUGACUGGACGAAUGAGGGGCCAGGCUUUCAUCACCUUUCCCAAUAAGGAGGUAGCAUGGCAAGCAUUGCAUCUAGUAAAUGGAUAUAAACUACGUGGGAGAAUACUGGUGAUAGAGUUUGGAAAGAACAAAAAGCAACAGUCAAAUCUCCAAGCUACUUCUCUCAUAUCAUGUGCUACAGGUAGCACUACAGAAAUAAGUGGUAGCUAGAAUAUAUAUAGAUUGUGGGUCUUGGAUGGUCUUUCUUGUGAUGGAAUCUUGGAUCUAGGAUUUAUGUAUAGACAUUAGUUUGUUUGGAGUUGAAGAGGAAAAACUAACUGAGGGAGGGGAAAAAAUUAAUUCAGGAAACCCCUUUCAACUUUUGGAGAGAACUAGUAGAAAACAUUUUCUAUUAUAUAAUUGAAAACUAUAUGGGACAGAUGAUAUAUGCUGAGUAUGAAGGGUAGAGUGCUAAGAGUAUUAUUUUCUCAGGAUAAAUUACAAGGGAUUAUUCCUAAGGAUUUUUUAAAAUCUUUAUAAUUUUUCUGGGGUCCUCAAUAUUUGUCCCUAGGGAUAACAUUCUUUCUUAGACUGCUUCCUAUAUACAGAAAUAAAAAACUAAUUAAAUGUUGAAAUAUUUCUUUACUAGAGCCCAUUUGUCCAUAUUUCAUCCACCUAGUAAAUAAAAGAGCAGGACCCCAGGCCUAAGCAUCAACAAAUGCUAUUAAGUCAGAACUCUCAUCAGUAAUAGUAGGUAGUUUCAUAAGUCAGUUGACAUAUUUAAUGAAUGCUUCCUCCACAAGUUAUCAGUCUUCAAAAAGCUAUAUAUUUUUCUAGUUAAAUCUUUUAGAUCAAAAUGUUGGUGUUCUCAUAGCCAUUUAAGCUAACAACCAUUGAGUAAUCAUUGAAUUCAAAGCAAUAAACAUUGAUUAAGUGUCUAAUAUAUGUUAAUAUUAGGCAUAUGAAUUUUAGAAGAGGAACAUACUAGCAAAGAAUACCAAAGGGAAGUGGGAAAAAAGAGUCCUCUAGAUAGAGGAUGCCAGUCACAAAUCCCCCAGUUGUUUUUUAUGGUUUCUGGAAAAUAAAAAGAUAAUAUAUAGAGAGGAAGUAGUAUAAACUGGAGUCAGACCUGUACAGCCACUCAUAACAUUCAGUGACCUUGGCAAGUCACUUAAUUUGAGCCUCGCUUUCUUCAUCUAUAAAGUGAGGAUAAUAAUGCUACUUACCUCAUUGGGUUGUGAAGAUGAACUGAGAUAUUAUCCAGGCUGAAGAACAGAAAGAAAAAAUAUGAAUAAAAUUGAGCAAGAGUAUAGAACCUGUGUGACACCAUUAAUUAAGCAUUCCUACAUAUUUGUAAUGGGAGUACAGGAAAAAAGGAAGAGAAAAGAAGGAGCAGAAAAAUAUUCUAAGGAAUAAUGGCUAUAAAUACCCCCAAUUUGAUGAGAGACAUUAACCUACACAUCCAAGAAGAAAAAGAAAUUACAGAUACAUCAUAAGAAAAAUGCAAAAACCCAAAAAUAAAUCUUGACAGCAAUAUGAGAAAAAUGAGGAACUCAAAUAAAAUUAACAGUUGACUUCUCCUCAGAAACAGUGGCAGUGGCAGUGGAAUAACACAUUCAAAGUAUUCAAAGAGAAUAACUGUCAACCAAUAAUCCUAUAUACAUUAAAACUAUUUUUCAAAAAUGAAGGUGAAAUAAAACAUCUCACAUAAAUCAAAACUAAGAGAGUUUGUUGCUGGCAGACUUGACUUACUGGAAAUACAAAAGGAAAUUCUUCGGGCUGAAAGCAAGUGACCUCAGACAGUAAUCUGAAUCUACGCACAUGCAGCAAAAGAGCACAGGCAAAAAUAUUUAUGUAAUUAUCAGAAACAAUCUAUGCAUUUUUUUCCUCCUAACUAAUGUAAAAAGCAAUUGCAUAAAACAAUAUGUAUAUAGUUGCAUUGUUUGGCCUAUAACAUAUAAAAUAUAUAUUUGCAAAUAACAGGGCAAAAAGCUGAGUUGAAGUAAAACUGUGUUGUACUAAAGAACUGAUUCCAGAUGGUAACACAAAUCAACAGGAACAAAUGGAGAGAACGUGAAAUAGAAAGAAGUCUAAUACAAAAAAGAAUCUAUAAACAUUCUUCUCUCAGCUUGUUUUAAAGAUGUAAAAUUAUAUUAAGUAAUUAUAAUAAUGUGUGUUAGGUUUAUAAUGUAUAGAAAUAACAUGUAUAACAAUACCACAAAGAGAGGGUGGAUUUAUAUAGGAAUAGGAUUGUUACAUUGGAAUUAAGUUAGUAUUUAUCUGAAUCCUGUUAGUUAAGAUGCGUAUGGUAAGCCCUAGAGCAACCACUAAGGUAAUAUCUUUUAAAAAAUCAAAAAUAUUAUUAAAGAAAUGUAAAUAUCACAUUAUGAAAUACUCAGUGCAAAAGAAGGAAUGGAGAAGCAAAAAGCUUGAGGCAUAUCGAAAACAAACAGUAAAAUGGCAGUCGUAAACCUUCGUAUAUCAAAAUAACAGUAAGGGCCGGGCACAGUGGCUCAAGCCUGUAAUCCCAGUACUUUGGGAGGCCGAGGCGGGUGGAUCACGAGGUCAAGAGAUCGAGACCAUCCUGGUCAACAAGGUGAAACCCCGUCUCUACUAAAAAUACAAAAAUUAGCUGGGCAUGGUGGCACGUGCCUGUAGUCCCAGCUACUCGGGAGGCUGAGGCAGGAGAAUUGCUUGAGCCCAGGAGGCGGAGGUUACAGUGAGUCAAGAUUGUGUCAUUGCACUCCAGCCUGGGUAACAAGAGUAAAACUCCGUGUCAAAAAAAUAAAAAUAAAAAUAACAGUAAAUGUGCAUGGAUGCAGCAAUACUAUCAAAAGGCAGAUUGUCAGAACAAGUCUGAUUCAACAGUCUGAUUCAACUUCAUGCCAUCUAUCAGAGACACACGUUAGAUUAGAAGAUAGAAAGAGAUUAAAGAUAAAAGGAUGGCAAGCAAAUAUACCACACAAAGCCAUAAGAAAGCUAGAGUGGCUAUUCUAAUAACAGACAAAAUAGACUUAAAAAAAGUCAUUAGAGAUAAAGAAUAAAAUUUUUAAAUGAUAAAAGAAAGGGUCAAUCCAUCAGCAAGAUGUAACAGCCAUAAAUAUUUAUGCACCUAACAACAGAUCCCAAAUAUAUGAAGGAAAAACUGAAAGGAAAGUAGAAAAUAGAUAAGUACAUAAAAAGAGUUGGAAUAUUCAAUAUCCUGUUUUCAGUAAUAGAGCACCGAGACAGAAGAUAAACUAGGAAAUAGAAGACUUGAACAGCAUUAUAAGGCAAAUUGACCUAAAAGACAUCUGUAAAACUUUCCACCCAACAUCAGAAUACAUAUGAAACAUCAUAUGUAUAAUACAUCAACAUCAGAAUGCAUAUGAAACAUUUCCAAAGUAGGCCAUAAGUUAAAGCAUAAAACAAGCCUUAAUAAAUAUAAGUGGACUGAAAUCGUGCAAAGCAUGUUCUCUGACCACAUGGGAUGAAGUUAGAAAGCAAUAACAGAAAGUUGGGAAACUCACAAAUAUGUGGAAAUCAGACACACUUGUAAGUGACUAGCUGCAUGCAGUAGCUCACGCUGGAAUCUCAGCACUUUGCCAGGCUGAAGUGGAGGAUCCCUUGGAUCCCUUCAGGCCAGGAAUUGAGGACCAGCCUGGGCAACACAGCAAGACCCGGUUUCUAAAAAAAAAAAAAAAAAAUGACCAAUGCUUCAAAGAAAAAAAAUCAUAAGGGAAAUUACAAAAUUAUUUGAGAUGAAUGAUAAGACACAACAAACCAAAACUUACAAAAUGCAGCUUAAGCAAUGUUUACAGGAAAAUUUAUAGUUAUAAAUAUCUAUACUUAGAAAGAUAAUAGCACUAAUCUCACUUUACACCUUAAGACCCUGGAAAAAGAAGACCAAACUUAACCUAGAGCCAGGAGAAAGAAGGAAAUAUAAAAGAUUAGAUGAGAACAAAUGAAAUAGAGUAAAAAAAGUAGAGAAAAAUCAGUGAAACCAAAAGUUGAUUCUGUGAAAAGAUCAAUAAAAUUGACACACCUUCUGCUAGUUUGACCAGGGAAAAAGGAGAAUCAAAUUACUAAAAUCAGAAAUAAAGGAGGGAACAUUUCUACUGACCUUGUAGAAAUAAGAUUAUGAAAGCAUAUUAUGAAUAAUUUUAUGUCAAUAAAUUAUCCUAGAUGAGGUGGACAAAUUCCUAGGAAGAUACAAACUACCGAAACCAAUAUAGAAAUAGAAAAUUUGAAUAAACCUGUAUCAAGUAAAUAGGUUAAAUGAGUAUUUUAAAAGAUACCCAUAAAGAAGAGCGCAGGCUCAAAUGGCUUCUUAAAUGAAUUCUAAAAAAGUUUUAAUGAAAAAUAAUACAAGUUCUUCACAAACUCUCAACAAUUAGAAGAGCAGGGAACACUUCUAACACAUACUACAACAUGGAAGAACCAGAAUAUGCCCAGUGCAAGAAGCCAGUCACAAAAGACUACAUAUUAUAUGAUACUAUUUAUAUGCAGUAUCCAGAAUUGGCAAAUAUAUAUAGAUAGAAAGUGGAUUAGUGGUUGCUUAGGGCUGAUACAGAGUUUGGGGGAAUGGGAAGGGCUGGGAUAAUAGCUGAAGUGUAUGAAGUUUCUUUAGAGGUUGAUGAAAAUGUUCUAAAAUUGAUUGUGAUGAUUUCACAACUGAAUAUACUCAAAACCAGGAAUUGUACACUUUAAAUGGGUGAAUUGUGUGGUGUAUUAAUUAUAUCUCAAUAAAACUCUCAAAAAUAGGGAUGUCCAUUGGUAGGAAAAUGGGUAAAUAACUUAUGACACAUCUAUUUAGUACAAUACUAUGCAGCUAUUAAAAUAGUGAAGUGUAUCUAUGAAUGUAUUAUGACCUGUACUCAUGUCCAAGGUUGUGUAUUAAGUUAAAAAACAAGAUGCAGAAAUAUAUAUGGUGUGAAUACAUUUUUGUGCAAAAGCAUUAAUAUAUGUAUAGUAUGUAUAUAUAGAUAUUUCUGAAUAAAUUUACGAAAAAGCUGGGAAAUAGACAUAGAAAGCUGUAAACCUUUGGAAGUGGGACUGAACAGGCUGAAGGAGGACUUUCACUUUGUACAAUUUUUAAAGUGAUGUGAUUCGGGGUGAGUUUUACUUUUUUCAGCAUUUUUUAAAUAAUUUUUUUUAAAAUUCUGCCAAUGGCGUGGCUUCCAGAAUAUUUUUCAGGCCUACUCUGGUGAUACUAUCUGACUAUACUCAGAACAAACUCCUAUUCCUUUGAUACACUGCUCACUUAGGAUUAACACUCCAAUUUCAGACUUUGUUUAAGUGACAAGGAAUAAAUUAUCCUGGUGUAGCCUCCUGCACAUGUUGCCAGGGGCAUACUUCUAAGCUGGACAUUUGUAGAAGGAACUGCUUCCUGUUAGGUAGAAAAUCUCACCUCUGCUUUUUACUAGACCUAAAGACCACUGCAAUUAAGGAACAUAAAAAUGAAGGAUAUCCUUCAAUUGGUGCAUAAACUGUAGUAUAUCCAUACAGUGGAAUCCUACUCAGCAAUAAAAACGAAUGAAAUAUACACGCAGCCACGUGGAUGAAUCUUAAAUACAUUUUACUAAGUAAAAGAAGCCAAACUAAAAAGGCUACUUACUGUUUGAUUCCAUCCAUAUGAUUUUCUCAAAAAGCAAAACAAUAGGGAUGGAGAAAAAAUUUCAGUGGGUGUCAGUGGUUAAGGCUGGAAUGCUCCUUGACUACAAAGUGGUCGCACAAGGAAUUUGUUUUAAUAAUGGAAAUUUUCUGUAUCUGUAUUUUAGUUACAUAAGUAUGUGCAUUUGUCAAAACCCAUAGAUAGGCUUGUACACCAAAAAGAAUGAAGUUUACUGUGUGUAAUUUUUUUUAAUAAAUGUUAUUUUUAUGGAAGAAAAAAAA
Callithrix jacchus (white-tufted-ear marmoset) is the source of this 9941-nucleotide messenger RNA. NCBI's taxonomy places the organism in Eukaryota, Metazoa, Chordata, Mammalia, Primates, Cebidae. The record is from RefSeq and is a predicted model, not a curated record.